CUCUUAGGUUAGAUCUAGUCGUCGCCUCGGGCCUGUCAGAAUCGGACAACCGCGUAAACCGCUCCUGGAACACGGCGGACAAAGAGCUCGCUCGUUCACACAAUGUCUGGUAUUCAGUGGGUGUGUACUGAACCUGAAGAGACACAUAGACAAUGAAUCUGGAGAAGCAAAUUGAAGACAGAGUGAGAACAUCGUUUGUCCCAGAGUUUUGCUAACACUUUUUUCAAAGUGAUCUUAGCUUGCUUUUUUUGUAAGAACUGUCUGAACUUCCUAUUUUUCACUACAGAAGCCUAUGAUCUACAGUUGUCAGAGACUUAAACACAUUUCCUAAGGGCUCUUCUUUGCUCAUUCUAAAAUGCUGAGAUACUGGGGAGAGAUACCAAUCCCAUCAGGACAGACCAACAGAAGUUCCUUUGAUCUGCUCCCACGGGAGUUCCGCCUGGUGGAAGUCCAUGACCCACCCCUGCACCAACCCUCAGCCAACAAGCCCAAACCCCCCACUGUGCUGGACAUCCCCUCAGAGCCGUGCAGCCUCACCAUUCACACCAUUCAGUUGAUCCAGCACAACCGACGGCUUCGCAACCUUAUUGCCACAGCUCAGACCCAGAGUCAUCAACAGACCGAAGGUGUAAAGGCUGAAGAGAAUGAACCUCUUCCCUCCUGCCCUGGGUCACCUCCUCUCCCUGAUGACCUCCAGCCUUUAGAUUGUAAAAAUCCCAAUGCACCGUUCCAGAUCCGGCACAGUGAUCCAGAGAGUGACUUUUAUCGCGGAAAAGGAGAACCGGUGACUGAACUCAGCUGGCAUUCUUGUCGACAGCUCCUCUACCAAGCAGUGGCCACAAUCCUGGCCCAUGCAGGCUUCGAGUGUGCUAAUGAAAGUGUCCUGGAGACCCUGACUGACGUAGCACAUGAGUACUGCCUUAAGUUCACCAAGUUGCUGCGCUUUGCCGUGGACCGGGAGGCCAUGCUGGGACAGACUCCUUUCCCAGAUGUCAUGGAGCAAGUGUUCCAUGAAGUGGGCAUUGGCAGCAUGCUCUCCCUGCAGAAGUUCUGGCAGCACCGCAUCAAGGACUAUCACACUUACAUGCUGCAGAUUAGUAAGCAGCUCUCCGAAGAAUAUGAAAGGAUUGUCAAUCCUGAGAAGGCCACAGAAGACACUAAACCUGUGAAGAUCAAAGAGGAACCUGUGAGUGACAUCACGUUUCCUGUCAGUGAGGAGCUGGAAGCUGACCUUGCUUCUGGAGACCAGUCCUUACCCAUUGGAGUCCUCGGGGCUCAGAGUGAGCGCUUCCCAUCCAACCUGGAAGUGGAGGCUUCACCACAGGCUUCCAGUGCAGAGGUAAAUGCUUCCCCUUUGUGGAACCUGGCUCAUGUGAAAAUGGAACCUCAAGAAAGUGAGGAAGGCAAUGUGUCUGGGCACGGCGUGUUGGGCAGCGACGUCUUUGAGGAACCAAUGUCAGGCAUUAGUGAAGCUGGGAUCCCUCAGAGCCCCGAGGACUCAGACAGCAGCUAUUGUUCCCACUCCACUGACAGCCUCAUGGGGUCCUCCCCUGUUUUCAACCAGCGCUGCAAGAAGAAGAUGAGGAAGAUUUAACUGCAAAGGACACUUCCAGUCCAGACCUACAACAUCAGCAGGAAAUCUUUAUAUUUGGAGUGUUUCCAUAAAUAGUGAUUGGAUUCUAAUUCUUAAACACAGUGGGCUCUCCUAAUUUCAGAGAAAAGGCUCUUAGCCUAGUUACAUUUCACUUUAGAAUCGAUUUUUGUAAUUUUUUUCAGAACAACUCAGCCACUUUUCACAGACGAUUGUGAUAUUGGCAGUAAUCAGACCAAAGCACUGUCUCCAGCUGUUUCUUUACUGUGGGAAAACACACGUUUCUUAGCUCCUUCAGCCAUCUCAGUUGAGAAGAAUCAUGUAUUCUAAUGUCCCUGCAGAAGCCCGAAUCUGAGAUGUUUUGCUUAAACUUCAAAACUUGCAGAUUCACAUUAAAUAUGCCAUUAUAGACAUCAGGUUUUCAUCAAUUUAUUCUGGAUCAAGUCACUGGGGAUCAGUAGUAAUGCAGGAAAUAGCUAAGCAUAACAAAGGUUAUCAUAAGUCAUGUUCCAAAACUAUUUUUGCUACUCAGGCCUCUUACAAAAUGAGGCCUGUGGUGACAGCCGUUCUCCUUAUGAGACAGCUCUUCCCACACUUCUCGAUGUCCUAGGUUAUUCACCUCCACACUCAGACACUCUACUUCCAGUGUACAUUCUACAUACAUUUUCUUUCUUUCUUUCUUUUUUUUUUUUUUUGGUUUUUCAAGAUAGGGUUUUUUUUGUUUGUUUUUUUUUUUUUUUUUUUUUGUGGCUUUGGAGGCUGUCCUAGAAUCAGCUCUUAUAGACCAGGCUGGUCUUGAACUCAGAGAUCCACCUGCCUCUGCCUCCCAAUUGCUGGGAUUAAAGGUGUGCAACACGGCUGCCCAAAAAGUUUUGUUGUUUUUGUUUUUAAUUUACUAAUUAUGUAUACAGCAUUCUGCCUCCAAGCCAGAAGAGGGCACCACAUCUCAUUGUAGAUGGCUGUGAGCCACCAUGUGGUUGCUGGGAAUUGAACCCUGGAAGAGCAGUUAGUGCUCUUAACUUGAGCCAUCUCUCCAGCCCCCUGAUACUGAUUUUCAAAUAUUUUCUCCUUUGUGAAGGAUGCAAACAGGACCCUCUACAGUUGCUGGAUGGGCAGCCUUUGGUUUGUUUCAGGUUGUUCUUGUUUGUUUUGUUGUUUUAAUAAAAAGACAUUUGAGGAGCCAGAGAGAUGGCUCUGGGUGAAGGCACUUGCGACUUGAGUUCAGUGUAAGACAACAAGGGCUGACUUGUCCACGUGGUCCUUUGUCUACACACAUGCCAUGGUGCAUGCCUGGGUGCACACAACAAAUAAAUUAUUUUUUAAGUCA
This is a messenger RNA of Phodopus roborovskii (desert hamster), 2918 nucleotides long. It is a transcript of the gene Supt7l, whose product is annotated as SPT7 like, STAGA complex subunit gamma. The record is from RefSeq and is a predicted model, not a curated record. Gene Ontology annotation, cellular component: SAGA complex. The coding region runs from base 356 to 1594 and encodes 412 amino acids. Gene Ontology annotation, molecular function: transcription coactivator activity; protein heterodimerization activity. NCBI's taxonomy places the organism in Eukaryota, Metazoa, Chordata, Mammalia, Rodentia, Cricetidae. The transcript has 6 exons.